GAAGACACGAGACCUUCCAACAGACUAGCUCAUUAUCUCUGCACGACGCCACUCCCCUCCAAUACCACCACUCUCUGGCAUUGCAUUGCAUUGUGGAGUUGCCAUAUAUACAAACAGACGUGACCGUGUAGACCAAGCUUUUACUGCCAGGUUUACCAUCAAGCUGAUAGACUUGCUUGAUACUCCGUCGUCAGAGUUAUUCUCCGUUCCGGAUGAUGCAGAGCUCUGAAGAUAUUGAACGCAAGCCCCGGUUUGCUUUGGAUCCGUCUACGCGCCGGUCAUCCGCUCCUCGGGCCACAAGCCAGCCCGCUCGAAACGAUAUACCGAUAUCUGCAUCACCCGUCCAAACGCCGUUUGAAACAGCUCCUCCCAACAUUGGUGGAAGCAUCAGCAGCAAUGGUGUCUGGGGCUCUCCUCUUCGAGCUGGAGUCCAUGAGCCCACGUGGGUUCCGCGAGCUAUCCCAAUCCGUAGCGCUUCUUUUUCAGUAUCCGAGGCCCAUCCUCAUCACGACACACGGGGGCGAAUGAGCUUUCCUUCGACAUUCGAAGAUGAAGAAGAAGAGGAAGCCGGAGUCGGGGGCGGGCACACACCUGAUCACAACUCGACACCGAGUGGCACAUUUAGCCAUAGUCGUUCCCAGUCGAUGGCGAAUGAUGCCCUGCGUGGACACGCAUUGGCGUUACCUUUGCCCGGCUCAACUGGGUUGGCGAGGAAUUGGGGCGAACGCGAUUUCGAUACCCUCGGUGCUUUUGACUUCAAUGGCCAAUCCGGCUUGCGCCGUCCUUCCUUGUCACCUAUCCGCCGAUCCCACGUGUCCCAGGAUAUUGACUUGUCAAACAUGAGCCCCUUCGUUCGUGAUGUCAGUCAGAUCUUCAAUGACGAACCUGCCCCUAUGAGGGAACCUUGGAUCACUUUAGGUGGUGCUGGGAACUGGCGAGAAGAUAACGGCGGAGGAAGUGGAACGACAAGCCGACGGCAUAGUGUCAGUAUCGUGCAGCCACGAAGGGCGAUAUCUGGCUUUGUGAUUCCAGGAGAAUCAGAUAGGACCGCGAUGGAAGACGCGUUCCACGAGAGGGAGAAUAACGGAUUUGCGCUCGGCACCUUCGGUACUGGUGCACUACGAAUUUCCGAUGAGGAUCUAAUCAGCGGACUCAGCUCCUUGAACGUUCACAAACCGCCUACGGUUGUUUCACGAGGCACCGCAUCAUCCCAACCGUCGUCUUUACCUACAUAUCCUCCAGUCGGCGCGUAUGGGCAAUCCCCCAAUCUCACAUAUUCGGGCGAAGCUGCGCGUGGCAGCUUUUCGACAUCGAUUGCCCAGCCUCAGUCAAGGUCACCCACUCGUGGAUACAUUGGAAGAACAGCAUCUUUUAGCUCGUCUACAAAAGAUGCCUUCGGCCCGAAUGGGUUCUCUCAAACUUCGUUCCAAACUCGGGAUCCAAAUCUAGCAUAUCUUGUGCGAGAGGACACGAUUGGUCACACAAUGCCCCGUUCACAAGCGGGCAUGCCCGUUCGAUCAUUUCCUACAAAUCAACACGAAUCUUCGUCCGAUGUGUUCAUCCCCUCGUCUUCGAUGGACUACUCCCUAUCGCCCGUGUCCGCCAUGUAUCAGCCUGGACCGGCUGCGUCGACUUCCGGCUUACCUAGACUACAAACUGGUGCUAUGCCGACGAACAUACGUCCUCCACUCUCACCAAGCACGUUCACCUUCUCCAGGCCAGGACACCAGGCUCACUAUGGUCAGGGAUCGAUGCAUUCGCAUCGAAACCAAACUGAUGCCACAUCACCAACGCUUUCCGACCUUGGCAAAGGCGUGCCACUUUAUUCAGUGCCUGAAUCAGAUCACCUGUAUAUUGUCGAAUUCAAAGCUGGUCGAACAGACAUAUUCUAUUGCCCAGAUCCAUCCCUCAAUGUUCGCACUGGAGAUCUGGUCAUUGUGGAAGCUGACCGCGGCAAAGACCUGGGCAAAGUUGUGAAUGACACUAUCACACUGGCAGACGUCGAGUUUUUCUUGAAACAGGCGGCGGACCCUGCGCAAUCGACUCAGACUGCCCCGGCAGGUACCCAGGACGCGUAUCUAUUUGCCGCACUCUCUGGUCCUCUCAGCAACUCGUCCUCUGGUCCUCCUCUCAGUCCCACUGUUCCUGGUGCACCAAAACCAGUCAAAGAGAUCAUGCCAAAACGGAUAUACUCGAAGGCCCAACCUCAGGAAACCCAGCUUCUCGUGUCUAAGAUGCAUGAUGAGACAAAGGCCUUGCAGCUGUGCCAAAAUAAAGUGAGACAGAAGCGUUUGCCCAUGCAGGUUGUUGAUGCCGAAUUCCAAUGGGACCGUCGCAAGUUGACAUUUUACUUCACCGCUGACAAACGAAUAGAUUUUCGUGAGCUUGUUCGCGAGCUUUUCAGACUGUAUAAGACCCGAAUCUGGAUGGCUUGCCUGGGGGAAAAUGUCGGGGAAUAUAGCUCUUGACCGAUUUCGUGACACUGUACUUCUAGUUUGCAAGACGGUCAACCCCACUCUGGACUUGUCUCGCGGUCUGAUUAGAACGUUCAUAUGACAUACUAGGUAUCAAGCACGGUAGCUUCGCUGGUGGAGCUGAUUUUUCAGAGGGUAGUACAAGAUUGAAUAA
Dacryopinax primogenitus is the source of this 2628-nucleotide messenger RNA. Its product is annotated as PSP1-domain-containing protein. NCBI's taxonomy places the organism in Eukaryota, Fungi, Basidiomycota, Dacrymycetes, Dacrymycetales, Dacrymycetaceae. Bases 213 to 2468 code for a protein of 751 amino acids. The record is from RefSeq and is a predicted model, not a curated record. Gene Ontology annotation, cellular component: cytoplasm. The transcript has 5 exons.